Prunus persica (peach) is the source of this 1725-nucleotide messenger RNA. Its product is annotated as G-type lectin S-receptor-like serine/threonine-protein kinase At1g67520. The record is from RefSeq and is a predicted model, not a curated record. Gene Ontology annotation, molecular function: protein kinase activity; ATP binding. Gene Ontology annotation, biological process: protein phosphorylation. NCBI's taxonomy places the organism in Eukaryota, Viridiplantae, Streptophyta, Magnoliopsida, Rosales, Rosaceae. The coding region runs from base 74 to 1414 and encodes 446 amino acids. The transcript has 7 exons.
UCAGACAUCCGGGUGCGAGAGAAACUUUGUUGCGGAUGCGUGCAAAAACAGGAAUGAGAAUUUCACUGACACCAUGGAAGAGCUGGAAAGCACAACAUGGGAAGAUAUUUCGUAUAUGAGUUUGAGAUUAUCCGACAAAGACGAUUGCAUACAAGGCUGUCUGGCGGAUUGCGACUGUGAAGCUGUGUUUUUUGACGGUACAAACUGCAGAAAGAGGAGGCUUCCUUUGAGAUUUGGUAGAAGAGACAAAGGAACUUCAGAGAGAGCUUUCAUCAAGGUAGGUGUACCUACAAAACCAGACACGGAUCCUAGAAUUGUUCAACCAGGAAGCAAGAAAAAAGCACAUAAGUGGAUAUGGAUCGGCACGGCUAUUGGCGCUGCUCUAUUGGUAAUGGUGCUUUGCAUCUCGAGCUAUCUACUAAGGAGGAAACUAUUUUCAGGGGAGACCAACCCGAUGUCUGAGAAUGAAAUGCUUGAAUGGAUGGAAUCUGAUAGAUCCACUGGCGACGUCAAGGGGCUUCAAAAUGAUGGAAAGAUGGGAAAUAAUUUGACAAUAUUUAGCUACGCAUCUGUCGUGGCUGCCACAACUAACUUCUCGGAAGAAAACAAGCUCGGACAGGGGGGCUUUGGACCUGUUUAUAAGGGCAAACUUGUGACGGGGCGAGAAAUUGCUGUGAAGAGGCUUUCAAGAUGUUCAGGGCAAGGAACUUCGGAGUUUAAGAAUGAAUUGAUACUCAUAUCUGAACUCCAACAUACAAACCUCGUUCAGCUUUUUGGCUUCUGCAUUCAUGGGGAAGAGAGGAUGUUAAUCUAUGCCUACAUGCCAAACAAAAGUUUGGACCACUUUUUAUUCGAUUCAACCAGAGCGACGCUACUAGAUUGGACGAAGCGGUUCAACAUAAUUGAAGGAAUCGCUCAAGGACUGCUUUACUUGCAUAAAUACUCAAGAAUGAGAGUAAUUCACAGAGAUUUAAAAGCUAGUAACAUACUACUUGAUGAAUAUAUGAAGCCCAAAAUUUCUGAUUUUGGUUUGGCGAGAAUUUUUACACAUAAUGAACUUGAAGCAAGUACCAAUAGGAUUGUUGGAACAUAUGGUUACAUGUCUCCCGAGUACGUUAUGGAGGGGAUUUUUUCGAUAAAAUCUGACGUCUAUAGUUUCGGGGUGUUAGUGCUUGAAAUCAUUAGUGGUAGGAGAAAUAGUAGCUUCUACAUUGCUGAUCACGUGCUCAAUAUAGUAGGAUAUGCAUGGGAGUUAUGGAAAGAAGGCAGGGGGCUAGAGCUAAUGGAUCCAACACUAAAGGAUUCAUGUACUGAAGAUCAAUUGUUAAGAUGCUUCCAAGUUGUUCUGUUAUGCGUGGAAGAAAAUGCAGCUGAUCGGCCCUCCAUGUCUGACGUCGUAUCUAUGUUGUACUGAAACAUUCAUCACAAUAAGAAAUGUUAUUGUGUCUGAUAUAAGUAUAAGUAGAAGGGAGUUGCAAAUUCUAUCAGUAAAUGGCUUGUCUAAUACCACAGUUGCUGGACGAUAGAGGAUUCGUCUAUUAGCUAAACGAUAUCUUCGGGCCAUAAUUACAAUGGUACCUUCAUUUUUGAACAUUGCUUGGCUUGUGGAAAGAUUGGAAUAUGGAAAAAAGAAAAAGAAAAAAACUUUGACUACUUGUUUGUAAAUGCAUAUUUUAAUACCCUUGUACCACAGCGAGUACAUUACAUUAUAUGAAUUAUGAGUUG